Coregonus sp. 'balchen' is the source of this 2022-nucleotide messenger RNA. NCBI's taxonomy places the organism in Eukaryota, Metazoa, Chordata, Actinopteri, Salmoniformes, Salmonidae. The record is from the annotation of a GenBank genome assembly.
AUGGUCGUGAAUGCAGAUAGAACUUUCAACAACAGCAACAUUAAAUCUUACGUGAUGGAGAGAGCGAAAGAGCCCGGCGCAACAAACAUGAUUUCGGAGGCGCUCGUUGCACACUUGCUGAAGAUUGCGCAAGAGGCGACGGAGGCAGUCUCCGCCACUUCGCGGUCUUCAACUCUGCUGAUGGAGAAUGGCACUCGGUGUGGUGAGCAAAUUCUGAACUACGACAAGAUGGAGAAGGUAUUUAUUGGAGGGUUACUCACCAUGCUCACGCUGUUAACUAUCUGCGGGAACUUGCUGGUGGUGAUUUCGGUGUGCUUUGUGAAGAAGUUGCGGCAGCCGUCCAACUAUCUGAUCGUGUCUCUGGCGGUUGCCGACCUUUCAAUCGCGCUGGCAGUUAUGCCGUUUGUCAGUAUAACGGACCUUAUUGGGGGGCAAUGGGUUUUUGGCCAAGUCUUCUGCAAUGUUUUUAUCGCCAUGGACGUGAUGUGUUGCACUGCAUCCAUAAUGACGUUGUGCGUAAUUAGCAUAGACAGGUAAGUGUAAUUCCAACGCCUUUUACCUACAUAGAAGGACACGUGUACUGUUUGUGUAGUGUGACAAGGUGAAAGCCGGUUUGUUAUGAUUGUUAAUUAUGCAUUUAGUUGUUAAAUUGAGUCCUACAUUUCUGUUUAGUGUUUUGUGCACAGGUACUUGAUGUAAUCGUGUUUUAUAAGCCCAUACGGGCUCGGCACCAAUUGGUGUGGGCUACUAAAUUAAAUAAAGAAUAAAUAAACAAAUUAACAUCGAUAUUUUCAUAGUGAAUUAAGUGGGUAACCCGCUUGCCUCCAAAACCAUAUGUUUACCCCCUGCAGUUCGAUCCCCCGCAUGAGCCUAUAAGCAUUUUUGCCGGUCCCUCUACUGUCUCUCUGCUUCUGCUUCUACCCUCUCAUAAAACAUAACAAAACACUUAAGGAGUUCGGAAUUCCAUUCUCCUUUGAAAAGAUAGUAUAGCUUAGCCCUAGUAGCAGGCUACGUUAUAAUAAUAUUGUUAUACAGUGUCUUAUUAUAAUUGCUAAUAGUUAUUUUGGGGUGAAUAACUCCCCAGUGUUUGUUUUCUGUUGGAAGUUGUUUGCUGUUCAUGCAAUGUAUGUACAGUUAGUAUGUUCUGAAUGUAUAAACAGCUUAUGUUUAGCAGCUAAUUAAUUAUAUGCUUUUUUGUUGUUCGUUCUGAGGUACCUGGGCAUAACCAAGCCUCUGACCUAUCCUGUGAGGCAGAAUGGCUGUUGCAUGGCCAAGAUGGUGGUGUCCGUGUGGCUCCUCUCCGCCUCCAUCACCCUGCCCCCCCUCUUCGGCUGGGCCCAGAACGUCAACGACAACAAGGUGUGUCUGAUUAGCCAGGACUUUGGUUACACCAUCUACUCCACCUCAGUGGCGUUCUACAUCCCCGUGUCCGUCAUGCUCAUUAUGUACUACCGCAUCUACCGCGCCGCCAAGCUCAGCGCCGCCAAACACACCAUCACGGGCUUCCCGCGGGUCGGGGAGGAGGAGGAGGCGCGGGGGGGAGAGGAGGAGGCCAUGGAGGAGCAGGAGGAGGAGGAGGAGAGCGUGGACUGUGUGUCGGCCGCCCUGAAGCUCCACAGGGAGGUGGAGGAGUGCACGCGAUUCUCGCGCCUCAUGAGGAGCAACCGGAGGAACAUGUCCAUCUUCAAGCAGGAGCAGAAGGCAGCGGCCACCCUGGGGAUCGUGGUAGGGGCCUUCAGCGUCUGCUGGAUGCCAUUCUUCCUGCUCUCUACGGCCAGACCCUUCAUCUGCAGGGUGGACUGCCCUAGCUGUGUGCCCUUGUGGGUGGAGAGGACCCUGCUGUGGCUGGGCUACGCCAACUCCCUCCUCAACCCGUUUAUCUACGCCUUCUUCAACAGGGACCUGAGGACCACCUACAGCAACCUGCUGCGUUGCCGCUACCGUAACAUCAACCGCAGGCUGUCUGCCGCCGGGAUGCACCAGGCCCUCAAACUGGUAGAAAAGACUCACUCUGUUAUCUAA